This is a messenger RNA of Ramularia collo-cygni, 591 nucleotides long. RefSeq names its product related to CYB2-L-lactate dehydrogenase (cytochrome b2). The coding region runs from base 1 to 591 and encodes 196 amino acids. The record is from RefSeq and is a predicted model, not a curated record. NCBI's taxonomy places the organism in Eukaryota, Fungi, Ascomycota, Dothideomycetes, Mycosphaerellales, Mycosphaerellaceae. The transcript has 2 exons.
AUGGCGGAUAGAUUCGAAGCUGCUCGUAGUAAGAUAUACGCGGCACACGAUGAAGACCCGACCAAGCAAAAGACCAGCGAUGGCUCUGAGGUCCCGUAUGAAUCGCAUUACUCACAGAAGAUGGAGUCGUACCUCUCGAAGCGGGCACCCAAUGCCUCGGACGUGCUGAGGCUGGCAAUUUGUGGUCAGCACUUCAGACGAUGGGAGGUCCCGAGAUCUUCCUAUCCCAUGACGAAACUUGGAUACCAUCAAUGGAGAACAUACCUCAAGAAACGCCAGGCCGAGCUGGUCGGACAGAUACUGAAAGAAUGCGGAUACAGUACAGACGAUAUCGACAGAUGCAUAGCCCUCAUUGAGAAAGAGGGCCUGAAACAAGGCGAGGAAGAGGUGCAGGUCCUGGAGGACGUGGCCUGCCUUGUCUUUUUAGACGACCAGUUUGACGAGUUCCAGACGAAGCAUGACGAAUCAAAACUCAUGACUAUUUUGCAAAAGACCUGGGGCAAGAUGUCCAAAGAGGGCCAGGACAUGGCGCUGCAUUUACCCAUGACGGAUGAGAGCAGGACGCUUGUUGAAAAGGCUCUCGCGGGCUAG